CGCAUUGGCAUGCUCUUGCUUUCUGGUUAGAAUUCAAUAACCUUUGACUAGAUUCUGUAAGUUAGUUGUUCUUGCUUAAAUUACCGAUGAUUGUUUUGGCAAAAUUGCGUUUAAAAGAAAAUAAGCGAAAUCUUAGUGAGUUUAUCUAUCUGAGGAUCUCAAUUUUGUGUGCUUAAGUACAGAAGGACAUUUCUUUAGCAGAUAAGUUGCUGAAUAUUAUUUAUAUCUAUUAAUUUUAGGUAUAUAUAUAUUAAGUAACUUUAUAAAGUUAAUCUGUUUUGUAUGUACGUUGAUCAGUAAAACUUAAUUCACAAAGCAAUGACAUUUUGAAACAGAAUAUGUAAUAUAUUAUAAGUAGCUCAUUUGUUUGUGGUGGGACAUUUACAUAAAUCACCUUUAAAGUAGUGCACAGUCUGAAAAAUAUAGUAGACUUGUAAGGAAAUGGGAUCUCUUGUUGUGUCAAAUUCAAGGACUUGCAUGAAGCAUCUAUGCACAUGGGUUGUCAACCCUCUGUAUUUCAGGCCUGGUUUACCACAAUAUAACAUUAUGCUUGCUGUCAGGUUUAUCAUAAAUCCACACACACAGUUUUACAGCACAAAAGGAGGCAAACAAGCCGAAUUACACAGCCGAGUUACCAAAGAAAAAGGAUUCACCUCUAGAACAAGGCCUGCGUUCCCAAAUUCAGUAUUCACUGCUGGAACAGCCAAAAAAACUGCUGAAUUUAUGAAAAAGCAAGCUGGGAUGGAUACAGAAGAGCCAUCAAAUAAUACACCUGCGAGAAGCAGAGGAUCUCUAAAAGUUGCCCUUCCUGAUCAUCCACUGACCACGUCAGAAUGGACAAAAUUCAAAGAGGAGUCCUCUAAACCUGAGCGCUUUGAGGUGCAAAUGAUGGAACGACUGCUGGCGGCUAAUGCAGAUGUCAACAUCGCCAAAUCUCUCUUGGCGUACGUGGUUCAAGACAAAGGCACCCUUUCUUACGAACUCCUUUUGAGGUACCUCACGCUGUGUGUCACAGCUGGGCACCACUCUGAGGUAUUUGACACUUACGACAUCGUGAGAACUUGUUUUAAGACCCUUGACACUGGAGCCUCGUCGUUGUUUAUUAAAGGUUUUAGUCAAACUGAACGCUGGAGGGAGGCACUUGCCGUGUUGGAGGGUAUGAAAAAGGGCCUCCUGCCAUCUCCUCGGAACUAUGGUGAUGCCAUCGCUGGGGCGGUACUUCAUGGUGACACUGAGACGAGCUGGAAGCUGUACGAUGAGCUGCUAGAACAGGGUCUCGUACCUAAUCAGGACACCUGGCAGUGCCUCUUUCAAAGUGGCAUCACUCAACGUGGACAGGAGGACAAGCUCUUUUCUGUCCUGUCAUAUAUGAGAGAUAAUCAGAUCUACCCAGAGGAGCCACUGAUUAAAACUAUCAAAGCUUGGUUUGAGAGUUUACCGGAUCAGAAAUGGAGUGGGAAGUUCUCAUUUGUGGCCCUCAGUGGAGAGUGCAAAAAUUGCAAGGCAUCUCUGGAAUCCAUUCAACUGACUGAGGAAGAGUAUGCUCAGCUCAAGGAUGAAGUGAUGAAAAAAGUGAUAGAGGGAAGUGACAUCUUCAACAAAACCACCCCAGAGGAGCUUAAAAGCUUUAAGAGUUUCGUGAAGCAGAGGCCUCCCUUUGAUAUUGUUAUCGACGGUCUUAAUGUGGCUAACACUACACCCAAGGCCACCCACUCUGAGACGUUGCUAGCAGUCGUAUCAGAGCUGGAACAGCAGGGUCUGAACAUCCUGGUCCUUGGCAGGAAGCACAUGCUACAACCUACCCGGAACUGGGACAGACAAAACAUGGACAAGAUCAAGCAGAAAGCCCACUGCUUCUUCACUGAGAACAUAUCUGAAGAUGACCCGUUUCUGCUAUAUGCUGCUUUGCACUCUGGCGUUCACUGUAAUUUUCUUAGUCGUGAUCUGAUGAGGGACCACAAAGCCUGCUUGCCAGACAGCGCAAUCAGACGCCUCUUCUUCAAGUGGCAACGUGGACAUCAGUUAGUAAUCAGUCAUUAUGUUCCAGGAAAAAGGGUUCGAUUUCAGAGGAUCUCAGCUUAUGACACUAUCGUUCAGACCUCCGGUAGCUCCUGGCACAUUCCUUAUGAUGAUAAUAGAAGAGAGAGAGCUACAUAUGAAGUUCCUCAGAAAUGGCUCUGCCUUACUCAAGAACAAUGAGGCUUGAGUUACUACUACUGUGCUGACUGAAAAAUCCAUUUAAUUAAAAUCAAUUAAAAAAUA
This is a messenger RNA of Ctenopharyngodon idella (grass carp), 2262 nucleotides long. RefSeq names its product protein only RNase P catalytic subunit (gene prorp). Gene Ontology annotation, biological process: tRNA 5'-leader removal; mitochondrial tRNA 5'-end processing. Lineage: Eukaryota; Metazoa; Chordata; Actinopteri; Cypriniformes; Xenocyprididae. Gene Ontology annotation, molecular function: protein binding; ribonuclease P activity. Gene Ontology annotation, cellular component: mitochondrial ribonuclease P complex; mitochondrion. The coding region runs from base 442 to 2199 and encodes 585 amino acids. The record is from RefSeq and is a predicted model, not a curated record. The transcript has 7 exons.